GCAAAAUGACUGGGGCUGCCUGAUGUUAUUUGAGAAACAAUUCUUUCACAACAGAUGGCGUCAACAGUCCAUGCAUAUAUAAGUAUCAGAAUCUACGAAACUUGUCAUCUCAACUUCAACACUCUAAGGUUCAACAUGCUUUUCAUGCUAGCUCUGUUGACGAUAACAACCUCAGCGGUCAACACACUGCCCGUGUCUCAGGGAGAUUCAGGCGGACCUGGCGCUGUCGGGGUUCUGGUUGGAAAGAGAGAAAUGUCGGCUGCUAAACGGGACUUCUGGAGCGAUCUCAAACACGACGUUGAAAACAUAGCUCACGAGGUCGGACACGCAGUGGAGGGGGCGGCAGUGACGGCUUUGACAAGCGCUGCAGUCGGGACACUGGUUGGAAAGAGAGAAAUGUCGGCUGCUAAACGGGACUUCUGGAGCGAUCUCAAACACGACGUUGAAAACAUAGCUCACGAGGUCGGACACGCAGUGGAGGGGGCGGCAGUGACGGCUUUGACAAGCGCUGCAGUCGGGACACUGGUUGGAAAGAGAGAAAUGUCGGCUGCUAAACGGGACUUCUGGAGCGAUCUCAAACACGACGUUGAAAACAUAGCUCACGAGGUCGGACACGCAGUGGAGGGGGCGGCAGUGACGGCUUUGACAAGCGCUGCAGUCGGGACACUGGUUGGAAAGAGAGAAAUUUCGGCUGCUAAACGGGACUUCUGGAGUCAUCUCAAACACGACGUUGAAAACAUAGCUCACGAGGUCGGACACGCAGUGGAGGGGGCGGCAGUGACGGCUUUGACGAACGCUGCAGUCGGGGCUCUAGCUGGAAAGAGAGAAACCGAUUCAAGUUAAGAGAGACUCCAGAGCCGGUAACGAACAGUAGAUGUUGUUGAAGCCACCUACCACAGUACCCUAUCGAUCUUUUCUAAUAAACAUGUUUACACAAC
Haliotis rufescens (red abalone) is the source of this 938-nucleotide messenger RNA. RefSeq lists its product as uncharacterized. The record is from RefSeq and is a predicted model, not a curated record. The coding region runs from base 55 to 843 and encodes 262 amino acids. Lineage: Eukaryota; Metazoa; Mollusca; Gastropoda; Lepetellida; Haliotidae. The transcript is spliced from 3 exons.